GCUUCAUCCAUUGUAGGUACGUGUUUCCACAGUAAAAAUCAGGUGAGGAGGGGAUGGAGGCGACCCAGCUACUGGAGGACUGUGUCUUGGAAGAGGAGGCUGGGCAGGAGGAAGCCUUAGGGAAGGAGGGAAAGCCACUGGCCAAACUCAGAGUCUUCAAAAAUGACCACUUUCCUGAGACUGACAUUCCACUCUUCCUUGGCGACAACAUGCUGGGACGUGACCCCUCGUCCUGCUCCCAUCCCCUCCCUGCCCGCUCUGUGUCCAAGCAGCACGCCGUCAUCUCUCUCACCCUCUUCCCUGGAGACGGGUACCGUGACGACGUCAUCAUGGAGGCCCUGCUGUGGGACCUGGGCAGCAUGAACGGGACGAGGAAGGGGAGGUUUCGGCUGACGCCCAAUGUCAGAUACGCCCUUGGCGAGGGGGAGAGCGUGGUCCUGGCUGACUUGCCCUGCCAGUACGUCAGCGUGGGGCUGGGAGAAGCAGGGGGUGAAGUGGGGUGUCCGGUGGAGACAGAGGCUGAGAGGGGCAGAGGAAGAGGCAAGCGUGGAGGUAGAGGGAGGGGACGAGGUUCGGGGAGACAGGCCCGGACGGAGAAAGAGAGUGGGGCAGUGAACGAUAUCAGCGCUGCGAAGAAUAUCACAGGACAAAGGACCGAGGGGCGUAGAUCGGAGAGUGAAGUAUCAACGCCAAACGUUCCACGGGCCAAACCCCUGACCUUAGAACAAACUCCAAAAGAACCGGAACUGACACUGGUCCCAGAGUCAGAAUCUGACUCCGAUGGAGAGAGAGGCGGAAGGAGAGAAAGAAGGACACGGAUGUUAGUGUCUCAUUCAGACUCCCCUCAAACAUCUGGCCCAUCAUGCUCUGCUUUCCUGACUCCCGCAAGCAAAAUUGUCCCAGAGAGCGACAAUGAGGACUCUGUCACUCCCUCCUCCUCGGUGAAUGACACCUCUGAGCAAAAAGUGAGCCUGAACCAAACAGAGGUGGAGGAGAAAGUGCCAAAUGAACUGAAGAAAAAGAAAAAGACGCCACGGGUUAUUGUGGAUGACAGUGAUUCGGAGGAGAGUGUGCUGCUGGGAGGUGCGUCUGUGGAGAAGGGUGUGUGUGAGGGGGAAGGGAGACAUGAUGUCUCUCAGCACAGCAAGACCCCAGACCUGGUCACUGCUCUCAUCCCAGACAGUGACCCUGAUGUAGAGGGCCAGGGGGAGGCAGGACAAAAAAACUCCCAACACAGAGAGCAUGGCAGUUCCCCGAUGAAUAAGGAGACUGUGAAACCCAAUGGAACAUUAGCACCAGCUGGUCUCAGCAAAGGUGUGCCCAUUUUGAAUAUGGACAGUGACACAGAUGUAGAGGGGGAGGAGGAAGUGGGAAAUCUCCCUGGAUCUGGGGAGUGUAAGGCUGCUUUGGACUCGGGUGCGAGACCAUCCCCAGUUCCUGCAGUAAACCCUCUGGAAUUCCAUUUGGACAGUGAUACUGACGUGGAGGAGGACACAGACGGCGUGACUAGGUCUGGCACAGGUGGCACAGACCUGGAAGAAACUGCAGAGGAUCCCCCCAGGUCUGGGGUGAAUUUCAGCACCAGUCCACCAGAUGCUGCCGUACUGAAGCCUCAGGCCUUGCACUUUGACAGCGACACAGACGCAGAGGACGGCGACGCGGCAGUGCUUGUCCCCAAAGCCGAAGCCCCGGCGACCGCCGCGGGGAAAGGCUUGGAGAUCCUGUCUGACAGCGACACGGAUGCAGAACAGGACGCGGCGGAACCGUGCCCUCCUGCCGCUGAGGCGGGGUCAGGGUCCCAGCCUCGCUCUGGCUCCCAGACCGCCACGGUGGUGCCCGCCGCCCGUCCCGAGGCCGACAGCGACACCGACAUGGAGGACUCAGGCCCUGCCAGGCUGCAGUCUUCGCCCAAAGCCAACAUCGACCCCAGAGAUUUCAACCUGGACAGUGACACGGACGUCGAGGAUGCAGCGGAGGAGACAAGCGCAGAGCGAGUGGGGGAGGCUCAGGGCUCGCCCAGUGUGAAGGGCAUCGGGGGUCUCUUGGCCCCUGGUGUUGUUGAACCAAAGUGCUCCACACCCCUGGCACCAGUUGUACAGGAAGAGGAACUGGAGACGCAGGCCUUCCUCUGUCCCUCAGAUCCCUUCAUGCGUCCGUCUGUCCCUCCAGUCCUGAAGGCCAAGCCUCUUGAGGACAGCCAGGGAGACAGUACAGAAGAGGUAUUUGUUGCUGAAACCCAGUGCUUCGGGUCUGAUGGUCCCCAGAGCAGUCAUCUGAGGGACACUGCAUCGGACGCCACCCAGCUUUGCUCCUCAGACUCUUCCCUGUCAGAGGACUUUGAGGACCAGCCCACCCAGGCCUUCUCCUUCCAGCUGGGUCUGUCUGACAGCAGUCGCUUGCAGGUCUCGGCUACACAGAGCACCCAGGUUGUCAGCCAGGGUGAGGAGGAGGCGGAAAUGGACGCCACCCAAGCCUAUGAGGAGGCCCCUCCUCCCAGAGGGGACUCCGUGGAGAUGGACUUGGAUAUAAUGCCCACGCAAGCCUAUGGGGACAAUGUGCAUGGAAUGUGUCCCACUGUCUCCAGUCCACACAGAGGAGGCGGUGCAGAGACAGAGGAGGAUGAGGAGCUGGACGCCACUCAGGCGUACACUGGUGAGGUUCAGGUGAGGACAGUGGCAGAUGAGGAGGCAGAGACCCAGCCAGUGGAUCCCCACAGCAACUCUCACCUCUCCACUGCUGACACUCAGCCUGUAUCUGCCUUGCAGAUGGGAGUGGGAGUGAGGGAGGAGGAGGAGGAGGAGGAGGGGGAAGAGGAACAGGAGGAAGAGGAAGAAGAGGCGAAAGCCUCAUCACAAAAACGGAUGAGGAGAUCCCAGAGGGGAAGAGCCAAAGAGCCAGAGGAGGUUGCAGCGACCAGCAGAAGUAGCAGGAGCAGGAGCAAGAGAGCAGAUGGAAAAGAGGAGGAAGGGGACUCUUUGGAGCCUCCGAAGAGACAGACUCGAGGGAAGAUUAAAGCAGAGAAAGCUACAAGAGGAGGAGGGAGGAGAAGAGUAAUGCCACUGGAGGCUGAAGACAGGGAGGAAGAGGAGGACAAGGGCACAGAGGGGAAGAGCAAGGGGGUUGGGAAGAGGAAAGCAAAGAAUAUGAUACAACAGAGACAGGACCGAGACAGUGAGGGAACAAUGACAUUGGAGAAGGAAAAUCAAGAAAGAGAAGAAAAAGAAAGGCUGGAGAGAGAAGAGAGAGAAGAGAAAGAAAGACUGCAGAGAGAAAGAGAAGAGGAAGAAAGACUAGAGAGAGAAAGAGAAGAGAAAGAAAGAUUGGAGAGGGAGCAGAGAGAAAGAGAAGAGAAAGAAAGAUUGGAGAGGGAACAGAGAGAAAGAGAGGAGAAAGAAAGACUGCAGAGAGAAAGAGAAGAGAAAGAAAGAUUGGAGAGGGAACAGAGAGAACGAGAAGAGAAAGAAAGACUAGAGAGAGAAAGAGAAGAGAAAGAAAGACUGCAGAGAGAAAGAGAAGAGAAAGAAAGAUUGGAGAGGGAACAGAGAGAAAGAGAGGAGAAAGAAAGACUGGAGAGAGAAAGAGAGGAGACUGAAAGACUGGAGAAGGAACAGAAAGAAAGGGAGGAGAAAGAAAGGUUGGAUCGAGAGAGGAAGGAACAAGAAGAAAAGCAGAGAUCAGUGAGGGAGAGAAAGGAGCAAGAAGAGAAGCAAAGAGAGGAAGAGGAGAUGAAGGAAAGGCUGGAGAAUGAAAAACGGGAAAGAGAGCAGGCAGACAGGGAAGGAAAGGAGAAGGAGACAGAGGAGAGUGAGAAGAAGCCGAAGCCGUCCGCUCGAGGGAGACGCCAAACAAGAAGCAUGGCCUCUACUGCCCCUACCAUUGCGCUGGAGUUACCUGAGCUAGACGGCCAUUCCACCCUGGAGCUCAUACCUGAGCCAGGGACGAGGUCCCGGUCCAGCUCCAUCACCUCUGUCAGCUCUGGAAAGUCCAGCUCCAGCACCGGGACUCAGAGGCGAGGGAGGGGAAGACGGAGCCAGAGGACCGAGCCGGAAGCUGAUUCUGCCCUCCUUUCCGAUCAGAAGGAAGAGCCCCCAACACCUAGGUCUAGUGGUAGAGGGAGGAAAAGUCAGAGGAUGGGUGUCUCUGAGACAGAUGUGAACCCGAUGCAGCCUGAGAAUACAGAGAAGGACGAUCCCAAACAGAAUAACGCCAGGGGCAGGAACAAGGACAAAAAAGUGAGCAAUUCUGAUGCUCCGGCAAUCAAAGUCAACCAAACGACGGUCCAAGAAAGUGUAGAAACUUCAGCACCUAAAGCGAGUAGUAGAGGAAGGGGUAGGGGUCGUAAAGCAGGCGAUUCUGACUCUGUGGUAGCUGAAGUGGACCAAACCAUGGUACAGUCAGAAACUUCACGAGCUGAAAGCCCGGCACCUAAAGCGAGUAGCAGAGGAAAGGGCAGGGGUCGCAGAGUGAGUGAUUCCGACUCAACGGCAGCUGAGGAGGGACAAAACGCAGCGGUCGUGGAAGCUCAAAGUGAAGAGAUGGAGGUCUGUAAAGGCAGUGGGAGAAACAGAGGGCAGAAGAGGGGUCUGGAGGGAGGAGCGGAGGGAGAGGAGGGGGGCGGCUCUUUCAAAGUGCCCAGGGGGAAGUCCCACAGAACUGCGAAGGGUGCAAGAGAAGAGGAGGAGGAGGUGGAAGAGGAGCUAAGGGAGAAUGAAGAUGAGCCUAGCCCAGUUCCGAAGAGGGGGAGAGCGCCUACAACCCAGGGAAAGAAGAAAGAGCAGCAGGCUGAGAUGGAAACUGAAGAGAAGAAGAAAGAGGGGGAUGCUAGUUCCUCAGUUCAGAGGAGAGGCAGAGGGAGGCAAGCCACAGAGCAGAAGAGGAAGGAGGGUGAGGAAGAGGAAAAGAGAGAGGAAGACCAGGAAGAAGAGUCUUUGUCUGUCCCCAGCUCUGAAGAACAGAAUUUGCUCCAGACCCCGACGGGUAGGAGCUCCCGAAAACGGGUGGCCGCGAGCGAGUCCCCACCCACUGUUGUCAAGACCCCUCGCCAUUCCAUCACCUGUGCCCCCUCCCCCGGAACUGGGGGGCGACACAAAGCCGUCGCUCAGGCUCCUAAGGUUUUGUUCACAGGUGUGAUGGAUGAGGCAGGUGAAGCCAUCACAGCUCGUCUAGGGGGCAGCAUGGCAAAAGGCGUUAAUGACAUGACCCACCUGGUGACGGACAAGGUGCGGCGCACCGUGAAGUUCCUGUGCGCCGUGGCUCGGGGAGUGCCCAUCGUCACCACCGAUUGGCUGGACAAGAGUGGUAAGAAUGGGGGUUUCCUCUCCCCUUCUGCCUUCCUGGUAAAGGAUGUGGAGCAGGAGAAAAAGUUCGGCUUCUGUCUGGAGGAAUCCCUGCGCACGGCGAAUGCCCAGCCGCUGUUAGAGGGUUACGAGAUCCACGUUACACGCUCCGUGAAGCCCGACCCAGCCCAGAUGAAGGACAUCAUCUCCUGCAGCGGAGCCCGAUACCUUCCCAAGAUGCCCUCUGUCGCCAAGCCUCAGACGGUGGUGAUCUCCUGCGCGGAGGACGCCCAUCUCUGCGGCCCGGCCUUGUCCGCCUCCCUCCCCGUCCUGAGCGCCGAGUUCCUGCUCACAGGCAUUCUGCAGCAGAGGGUGGACCUGGACGCGCACACCCUCUCCUCCCCGGAGUUGGAGCUGGCGCUCAAGGGAGGGGCCAAGGGCAGGAGGAAGAAGUGACAGGCAGGAGGAAGAGAGGACUGAUGUGGCGGACAGCAUUGUCUAACAGAUAAUGUGGAGAUAUGGGUAGAGAGAAGGGCAGAGGGAGAGCAUAGAGGAAACAAAUAAAACAAGAGGGCUGGUAACCUGUAGCUCAUUAUAGGAACCAAAAAGAGAUUUUGCUGCUUGUUUUACGUCUUUUUGUACCCUUCUUCCCCUGACUAUUUUCCCUUGUGUUUUUUAACGCAGAUAUUAGGUACUCAGUGUGUACUUUAUUCAGAUUAACACAAGAUGGAAUAUUGUGUCUGGUGAACUGUGACUACCGACCUUGAUUGUAAAUGAGCUUUUAGAUGACACUGCCUGUCAGUUCCCUCCAGUGAAGGAUAAUACAAGCCUGUGAUGGAAGUUCACCUGACAUAGUUUUAAAGGUGCACCACCUGUGCAUGUUCUUGUAAGUCUUUACAAGUGAAGGUUAUUAUUCC
Molecule: messenger RNA, 6193 nt
Organism: Megalops cyprinoides (Indo-Pacific tarpon)
Lineage: Eukaryota; Metazoa; Chordata; Actinopteri; Elopiformes; Megalopidae
Gene: mdc1
Product: mediator of DNA damage checkpoint 1
Exons: 13
Coding region: 54-5732 (1892 amino acids)
Biological process (GO): positive regulation of transcription initiation by RNA polymerase II
Cellular component (GO): nucleus
Molecular function (GO): protein binding
Source: RefSeq, a predicted model, not a curated record